Messenger RNA from Ramularia collo-cygni, 1128 nucleotides. RefSeq names its product Actin, gamma. Lineage: Eukaryota; Fungi; Ascomycota; Dothideomycetes; Mycosphaerellales; Mycosphaerellaceae. Bases 1 to 1128 code for a protein of 375 amino acids. The transcript is spliced from 6 exons. The record is from RefSeq and is a predicted model, not a curated record.
AUGGAGGAAGAAGUCGCUGCCCUCGUUAUUGACAAUGGUUCGGGAAUGUGCAAGGCCGGUUUYGCCGGUGACGAUGCGCCCCGCGCUGUCUUCCCAUCCAUUGUCGGCCGACCGCGUCACCAUGGUAUCAUGAUUGGUAUGGGACAAAAGGACUCGUACGUUGGAGACGAGGCACAGAGCAAGCGUGGUAUCCUCACCCUGAGAUACCCCAUUGAGCACGGUGUGGUCACCAACUGGGACGACAUGGAGAAGAUCUGGCAUCACACCUUCUACAACGAGCUUCGUGUYGCUCCCGAGGAGCACCCCGUUCUGCUGACUGAGGCUCCCAUCAACCCCAAGAGCAACCGUGAGAAGAUGACCCAGAUUGUCUUCGAGACCUUCAACGCACCAGCUUUCUACGUCUCCAUCCAGGCUGUGCYCUCCCUCUACGCCUCCGGUCGUACCACCGGUAUCGUGCUCGACUCCGGUGACGGUGUCACUCACGUUGUCCCAAUCUACGAGGGUUUCGCUCUUCCACACGCCAUCUCCCGUGUCGACAUGGCUGGUCGCGACUUGACCGACUACCUCAUGAAGAUCUUGGCCGAGCGCGGUUACGUCUUCUCGACCACCGCUGAGCGCGAAAUUGUCCGUGACAUCAAGGAGAAGCUCUGCUACGUCGCCCUUGACUUUGAGCAGGAGAUCCAGACCGCCAGCCAGAGCUCUUCGCUCGAGAAGUCCUACGAGCUUCCCGACGGACAGGUCAUUACCAUUGGUAACGAGCGUUUCCGUGCCCCAGAGGCUCUCUUCCAGCCAUCUGUCCUUGGUCUCGAAUCCGGCGGAAUCCACGUCACCACAUUCAACUCCAUCAUGAAGUGUGAUGUUGAUGUUCGCAAGGACCUUUACGGAAACAUUGUCAUGUCUGGUGGUACCACCAUGUACCCUGGUAUCAGCGACCGCAUGCAGAAGGAAAUCACCGCCCUUGCCCCAUCCAGCAUGAAGGUCAAGAUCAUCGCACCACCAGAGCGCAAGUACUCUGUCUGGAUCGGUGGUUCUAUCCUUGCCUCGCUUUCGACCUUCCAGCAGAUGUGGAUCUCCAAGCAGGAGUAUGACGAGUCCGGCCCCUCCAUCGUGCACCGAAAGUGCUUCUAA